This is a messenger RNA of Harpia harpyja (harpy eagle), 944 nucleotides long. RefSeq names its product feather keratin B-4-like. NCBI's taxonomy places the organism in Eukaryota, Metazoa, Chordata, Aves, Accipitriformes, Accipitridae. Gene Ontology annotation, molecular function: structural constituent of cytoskeleton. The record is from RefSeq and is a predicted model, not a curated record. Gene Ontology annotation, cellular component: intermediate filament. The transcript has a single exon. The coding region runs from base 13 to 345 and encodes 110 amino acids.
CAUCCCGCAGACAUGUCCUGCUAUGACCUGUGUUCUCCCACUCCCUGUGGCCCAACCCCACUGGCGAAUAGCUGCAAUGAGCCUUGUGUCAGGCAGUGCCAGGAUUCGACAUACGUGAUCCAGCCCUCUCCCGUGGUGGUGACCCUGCCCGGCCCGAUCCUCAGCUCCUUCCCACAAAAUACCACAGUGGGAUCCUCAGCAUCUGCAGCUCUAGGGGAUGCUCUCAACGCUGGCGGGGUCCCUAUCUCCUCUGGCAGCUCCUUGGGACUCGGGAGCCUUGGAUAUUCAGGUCUAGGUGGCCUUUAUGGGAGGUCCUACCGUCGUUACAACCGGUGUGGACCAUGAUGAAGUCUUGGGGAAAAACCACAAAGGAACAAUGAGAAGCUUAAAAGCGUGAUCUGGAUGCAGGACUGAGUUCAUGACCAUGGCCAUAUGCUUGCUGACCACCCUCAGCUUUUCCCUAAGCUAAUGGGACUGCAGGAGCUUGGCAUUUCUGAUUUAAUGCCUUUCUCUGUUAUCAAUGAGGUGAAAAAUGUAACUUUAACUGUUGCAUGUAGGAGUUGGGUGUCCAGCUGUAAAGCAUUACCUCGAAAUGGAUGAUUAGUUUUAUCCAUAUUCAACCCUACUGCUUUCUUAUGCUGUACAUUUUUUUAAAUUUCUAGUUCUCACUCAUUAAAUUUAUGGAGCAUCGUAAUAUGUGUCUUGCAAUGUUCUUCCUCUCUCUUCCUCUUUGCAGCCUUCUCCGGGAGAAAUUUGCCUGGGCAUAAAUUCUCAGUACCAGGCAGAUCUUCAUUUAAAUCAUGCCAUACCAAUUAGUAAGGAGGUAAUCAUAGACAGAUGUAGCAAUGAGUAAUACCCCCUUUUUCAUAGAUAUAUUUUCCCUUAGUCACACUUCUUUAAGUACAAUAUGAAACAAUCAUUCCUGGCUAACAAACAAUCAAUGG